Naumovozyma castellii is the source of this 957-nucleotide messenger RNA. RefSeq names its product 40S ribosomal protein RACK1. Lineage: Eukaryota; Fungi; Ascomycota; Saccharomycetes; Saccharomycetales; Saccharomycetaceae. The coding region runs from base 1 to 957 and encodes 318 amino acids. The transcript has 2 exons. The record is from RefSeq and is a predicted model, not a curated record.
AUGUCAUCUAACGAAGUUUUAGUUUUGAGAGGUACCUUAGAAGGUCACAACGGAUGGGUCACUUCCUUGGCCACCUCUGCUGGUCAACCAAACUUAUUGUUGUCCGGUUCCCGUGAUAAGACUUUGAUCUCCUGGAAGUUGACUGGUGACGACCAAAAGUUCGGUGUCCCAGUUAGAUCCUUCAAGGGUCACUCUCACAUUGUCCAAGACUGUACCUUGACUCAAGAUGGUGCUUACGCUCUAUCUGCCUCUUGGGAUAAGACUUUGAGACUAUGGGAUGUUGCCACUGGUGAAACCUACCAAAGAUUUGUCGGUCACAAGUCUGAUGUUAUGUCUGUUGCCAUUGAUAGAAAGGCAUCCAUGAUUAUUUCUGGUUCUCGUGAUAAGACUAUCAAGGUCUGGACUAUCAAGGGUCAAUGUUUGGCUACUUUAUUGGGUCAUAAUGACUGGGUUUCCCAAGUUAGAAUUGCUCCAACUGAUCAAAAUGAUGACUCUGUAACCGUUAUCUCAGCUGGUAACGAUAAAAUGGUAAAGGCCUGGAAUUUGAACCAAUUUCAAAUUGAAGCCGACUUUGUCGGUCACAAUGGUAACGUUAAUACUGUUACCGCAUCUCCAGAUGGUACUUUGAUUGCCUCUGCUGGUAAGGAUGGUGAAAUUAUGUUAUGGAACUUGGCUGAAAAGAAGGCUAUGUACACUUUAUCAGCUCAAGACGAAGUCUUCGCCUUGGCUUUCUCUCCAAACAGAUACUGGUUGGCUGCCGCCACUGCUUCUGGUAUCAAGAUCUUCUGUUUGGACCCACAAUCUUUGGUGGACGACUUGAGACCAGAAUUUGCUGGUUACAACAAGUCUGCUGAACCACAUGCCGUGUCUUUGGCUUGGUCUGCUGACGGUCAAACUCUAUUCGCUGGUUACACUGAUAGUGUCAUCAGAGUGUGGCAAGUCAUGACCGCCAACUAA